AUGGAACACCAAGUCCUUCCCUUGGAAAUGACUACUGAGAAUGAUCAGGAUAAACUCCAAGAGAUGUUAAAUGAUUUAUGGGAAAAAAUAAAUAAGACCGAAAUUGUAUUAGCUGAGGAGAAAGAGAAGUAUACAUGGAGUAAGGCAAAUGUGCAGAUUAUGAAACAGGCUGUUGUAACAACAUAUAGAAGAAUGCACCAGUUCUUGAGGAAGGAAGAACUGCAUCACCUAGAAAGACUGGACAAGAAAGAAAGAAAAAACUUGGAAAAAUUAAAGAAGAUUGAGUUAAAACUGUCCCAACAAGUUCAAGACCUACAAAGAACAGCCAUACAACUAGGAAUGGAUUUUAAGAAGCUAGAUUUGAAAAUGGUACUGGAUGUGAAAGACAUGUUGAAUAAAAGUGAAGUGCUGCUACUUCAAUAUCCACAAGAUGAUUUCCCCAAAUGGACAAUGUGCCAUGUCACUGGACUGAGAGAAAUGAUGAUGGCCUUCCAGAGAGAUAUAACACUGGAUCCUGAAACAGCCAAUCCCUACCUCAUUGUAUCUCCUGAUCUGAAGAGUGUGAAACACUCAUGUGUUCCCCAGAAUGUACCUGACCACCCAAAGAGAUUUACCUAUUCUGCCACUGUGUUGAGUGCUCAGAGUUUCAUCUCAGGUAUACACUAUUGGGAAGUGGAGGUGGCCGGCAUGACUGAAUGGGAAGUGGGGAUCUGUAAGGACUCCAUUAACAGGAAGGGGAACCCCCCAUUGUUGUCUGGAGAACUAAUUGCCCUGAAAACUUUCAAAGUUGGAGAUAGCUUCUGCCUUGCAAACUCACAAAUUGAGGGUAGCUUUCAUAUAAAGAAACCCCUGCAAAAGAUUGGCAUUUUCCUUGAUUAUGAAAGUGGACAUAUAUCAUUUUACAAUGUUACAGAUGGGUUGCUUAUCUACGGUAUAUCAGCUGUUGCCUUUCAAGGACCUCUUCGGUCCUUCUUCUCUCCUUGCUUUCAAAAUGAAGAUAACACCUCCAAAUCUCUUGUUAUUUGCCCAUCAUAUGAAUUUCUGAAGAAUGAGGAAAAGUGGCACCUUUAUAGUAUGGGCAGAGAGGAAAGUGAGAAUAUGAAGAGUCUAAGAAAAAAUGAGGCCAAACUCUUUCAACACCUUCAGAACUUAAGGAAAGUCAUCACAGAUCUUGAGCAAAAUAACCAGAAAGCAGAUCUCCAGCUUCUUCAGGUGGUAGGAGAUGCAUUAAACAGUAGUGAGUCCCUUCUGAAUUAUCGUCCAGAAGCUGCCAGUACUCGUGUCCAUGUCUCAAAUCACUGGCAUAUGGGAAAUGAUGAAACACUUCAGAGGUGA
Phascolarctos cinereus (koala) is the source of this 1335-nucleotide messenger RNA. The record is from RefSeq and is a predicted model, not a curated record. Lineage: Eukaryota; Metazoa; Chordata; Mammalia; Diprotodontia; Phascolarctidae.